Messenger RNA from Coturnix japonica (Japanese quail), 1045 nucleotides. The record is from RefSeq and is a predicted model, not a curated record. Lineage: Eukaryota; Metazoa; Chordata; Aves; Galliformes; Phasianidae.
GCUUGGAGCUGCUCUGCCUGCACAGGAUGGCUGCUGGAUGCAAACAGUUGCCCUGUGUCACUGUCAGUGGACCUUCCCUUUGGCUCUGGGCUCGGGCUAAUGCUCACCUGUCUUUUUGUUCUAAUUACAGGUUGGGCUUUUCCCUGGUGAGUGCAUGGAACUCAUCAGCGGAAAAGUUCCCGAUUCCCUCCUCAAUUCAUUGCCAAAGCCAGAGCCAAAGAAAUGGGGCAAGCUCAUCAACGGCCUUUGUUCCCUGGUGAAGGCCAGCCCCGGGAGAGCAAAGCAGCCUGAGCCUCCGACAUUCUCCGGAUCCAUGUCCUUGCUUGACAUCGUUGAGAGAAUGAGUUCUCCCAGUAAGAGGGCAGAGUCAGCAGCUGGCAGUUGGUGUUCCUGCUUCUGCCUGGGCAAACCAUCCCCUGUGGCCAAACACCAACUGCAGAGCAGUGCCAGGGAGCCCUCUGAAGCAGAAGUCUUGGUCCUGGCAGGUGACCCGAGCCCUUGUAUAUCCCCAAGACGCAGGGCAUGUUACGAUGACGCAUCUUCCAUCAAUGAAGAGUUGUUACUAAGCACAGAAUGCUGCAGUUCAGAUGAAAGCCUUCCGUAUAACAUCAGCUAUCAAGAGAAGAAGGUCAUCAUCGUUGAAGCCUUCAUUCAUCCCAUCCCUACUGAAGCUGCUGACCUGAGCCCACCAGACACCUCAGGCACCAGCCUGGACUCAAUGUCUCUGCAGUGCAGCCCAGCCCAAGCACAGCCUGAGUGCCCCGACAGCAGCACCACCAUGCAGGCCAUAGGUCGCAUCAACAUCAUCUCUAGCCCUGCCAUCAUCGCGCUGCAGCAGGAGGAGCUCGCCCUGACCAACAUCAGGCAGUGCUGCCUGCCUCUCUCACUCUCUAGCGACCAAAAGUGUAACUACGCUGUCCAUGGAGACCAAAUGCUUUCUGUCACCAUCCUCCACAUCCCGUGCAACCAUUUGCCGGGGUCCCACAUUCUCAGGGUCUCCUACAAGGAGAACACACUGGAUGGGGUUAUGAAGAACUGGAGGUGA